This is a messenger RNA of Lachancea lanzarotensis, 333 nucleotides long. RefSeq names its product LALA0S08e05864g1_1 (gene CMC1). The coding region runs from base 1 to 333 and encodes 110 amino acids. The transcript has a single exon. The record is from RefSeq and is a predicted model, not a curated record. Lineage: Eukaryota; Fungi; Ascomycota; Saccharomycetes; Saccharomycetales; Saccharomycetaceae.
AUGUCAGAGGAGUCUAAAGAACAACAAGCUCGCAGACUUCCCAUCUGGGCUUUGAGUCCGCGGGAAGAGAAAGAGGCCCGCCAGAAUCUCAAAAAGUAUGCCUACGACCAAUGCGGAGAAUACGUGAAAGCCAUGGUCGAAUGCUCGAAGUUGCACGGAUUAAAAUUGUUUCCAGCGUGCGAAUCACAACGAGACCGCAUGGCUGAGUGCAUUCUUUCAUUCCAAGGCGAAUCGCAUGUGGACCAGGAACGCGAUAAAAUAGUGCAACGCCGGAUUCAGCGGCUGGAAGACCAGCUCAAACAACAGCAGCUCCAGCAGAAAGGAAGCAAUUAG